UGUAAUUUGCGCAAAUAAUAACUACCUCAGCAAAUGUGAGCAGAAUAUAUAAAGCUGUCAUGCUGAUGUACAGCCAGUUAACUAAAAAAAUGACAAGCGUGACGAUUUUGGUUUUUACUGCGGCGGUCGCCUCUCUAGCUAACGGCAGUUCUGUGCGAAGCCCAAACUGGGCACAGUAUGGAGCUCGGUACGAACAAGUGUAUGAGACCAAUAAUGGCAAUGAUUAUGAAGUGCCUUGCACUUGCGGAGUUUUCCUCGAGAGCCAAACCGUCCAGAAAGGAGCUGCCCUCAGGAUGGGGGAGGAAGAAAAUAGUAUCUUCAGCUACCCAAUUGAAGAAACUCUUGACGAGGACAUUCCAGACGGGAUCAAGGGUCGCAGAAUUUGUACGAGAAAGUGCAUAGAUUUGGCCAUGAAGCACAUUCAGCAAGGACCGCAGAUGCUUUGUGCCUACUCGGACAGAGACAUAAUGCAAGAAAAAAUCCAUCUCUUCAUCAAAAACAAAGAAGAUAGGUGGUACCCAACAAGAAUGAACUCCGGGCGCUCAUUUACAUGCAGAAAUGGGCAACUUGUAAGCUGAGAUUAUCGACUGGAGGCAUUUUUAUAUAAUUAAGCUAUUUAAUAAAGAGUUCCGGUAUUUUCAUAAAAA
This is a messenger RNA of Neocloeon triangulifer, 647 nucleotides long. It is a transcript of the gene Fcp3C, whose product is annotated as follicle cell protein 3C-1. NCBI's taxonomy places the organism in Eukaryota, Metazoa, Arthropoda, Insecta, Ephemeroptera, Baetidae. The transcript has 3 exons. The coding region runs from base 60 to 578 and encodes 172 amino acids. The record is from RefSeq and is a predicted model, not a curated record.